Messenger RNA from Mya arenaria, 1592 nucleotides. RefSeq lists its product as uncharacterized. The coding region runs from base 45 to 1295 and encodes 416 amino acids. The transcript is spliced from 6 exons. The record is from RefSeq and is a predicted model, not a curated record. Lineage: Eukaryota; Metazoa; Mollusca; Bivalvia; Myida; Myidae.
ACCUUCCUCGUUUAAAUAGAUAUUUCAUAUGUAUCUUAUUAAUAAUGGCAUUCUACCGAAAAGGACUGUUUGUAUUUUUGUGGUUUGACUACUUCAUGAUGUUCAUUUAUGAAUGCAACGGCUGCACCUACUCUUCCAGUAACGAGAUCAACAUAUGCAGCGCUGGAAGUACAACUGGAAUGCGAUUUGGAAUACGAAACAAUGAAGUCCCAACCGAUCAGAUUGUUAAAUGUGUUUGUGACCUUCACGCACAGAGCCCAACAAAUAUUAAUUUUUAUUUCGACGGACCUGGAUACGAUAAUUGUGGAACAAGACUGUAUUUAAAUCCCCGUGUUUUUUCAUGUCAUGAUGGUUCCUCGAGUUUUGUUUUACCAACUGCUACCAGGUUAUAUUUUGAAAAACGUUAUGCCCCCAACGAUGAAUGGUGCAUAUAUUUAGAAGCAGAAUACGCAGUAAACAUAACGUGCUAUAAAAUUGGCGAAGAGCCACCAGAGGGAACAACAAAAUUCUUUAGCACAAUGCAGCCAACACUGUUGCAAUCUACAACAUCAAAUUCACCUUCAUCGGCUUUUCCAUCAACCAAUUUACGGACGUCGCCUACAUCAACACAGACAUCAAAACCGCCAACAACGACAACAACAACCUUAUCAUCGUUACCAACACAUAUAACAACACCGUUAACAAAACCAAGCACUCUUCAAUCCCAUCACACAUCAGCAAAAACAUCGACCAGAGAACCAAAAGAUCCUGAUUCGAGUCCUGGAACUACUCCUGUUUUGGAGUCAAACAUCACCAAAACAAAAACAUUUUCCACAACGGCUAUCGUGUUAAUUAGUAUUGGAUUUGGUCUCUUCGUGACGGUUACCGUUCCUGUUGUUAUCAUUCUCGCUCUUAAGUGCAUGAGGAGCUGCAAACAAAAGGUUCAUCAUGAAGUAAAUGUUCAGAUGUCCAAUAUUGGAAACAAUUCUAAUCCUGAAACCAACAAAUAUUUACAAACAUUCACUGAUACAGAUUCCUUAAGAUAUGAAAGUCUUCAGAAUCGUACUGCUGAUAAAAGUUACACGAACUUGCAAGUGUCAACGGGCAAUCAACCCAACCAUUUGCAGCCUUUGUAUGUUGUGGAUUCCUCUCCUGGCCGUUUGAAUGAAAAUGCCACCACUACUACGGAUAAUGAAUCGCACUAUGAAAACUCUAGUUCUCAGCCACUAUCAAUUAACAGUUCGGAACGAUAUGAAUUCCUAAAUCCACGCACUGGUCCACUUUCAAACCACUGUUACUCUACUUUGAAAACGUAAAGUAAGGGAACGUGAUCAUUUGGGUAUCCACUGACCGUUUCCAUAGAAAGGGCAUAUAUUAAGGAAUAGAAACAUUGCAAAAGGAAGUAUUAAGGACCAAAACACACAUUCAACAAAAAGUCCAGUUUUAUGUCAUUGAUAGUUUCAAUUGUUAUAAGGCAUACCAAUAUUAACACAUUUGAUUUCAAACUUGUGUAUGGGAUCAUGAAAAAUAUUUUUACAUUUUUUCCGUUUAAGAUGUUUUCUGUUGGUGUCAGAAAUAGAUUUAGGUGCCAAUAUGUUUGACACUUUCCAAUA